AUACUGUCAGUGAGCGUCAGACGCGAUGCGAUUCGUAGUGCCCUCGUUUCGACAGGAUUCUUCUCCCGCAUUGUUUUCAAAAAUAACUACUAGCUAGACACUUGUGACGCGGCGUGACAUCGUUCAACGUUGUUUAUCGCUGUUUACCGAUCAUCUGUGUCGAAGGUCCAGGUGGGAAAAUCCAAUGUAAGUGCGAAAGAAACAAUUUCGCGUGUUCGAAACUGUUACAAAUAACACGGAGAAAAUUCCUCGGUAUGUUCUUCAUCUUCGCCGAAUACGUUUCUCAUCCUUGAUCCUCGUCCGAUCCUGUAGGCAAGGAUCUUGUUCGCUCGAGGACAAGGAGAACUAGCAAAAUCCCGCGAAGACUCAACAGGUUCUUUAGACUAAGAAGAGUCCGGUAGUCCGGCUGAUGACUCGGUUUCCGUUGUUUCGUAGCACGCCGGUUUGCCAGUGACGACCGGAUAGCGGAAGUCGCGAAUGAACGGUCGUGAAUAACGCGGAUCCCGACGUCAACGUCCGUCGAACUUGUUUCUUGGUCUUGCCGCCUCGUCUGUCGGUAGGUAGACCUUUGCGCCUACUUUUGUGUAACGGAACAGUAAGCCACAUAAAUCAUUGAAACGGAUAGGAAUAGCAUUUCUGCCCGAAUGAUCGAUGCGAAAAUCCGAAGAUAAGUGAUCUUCUCUUUCACGUGGGUCGUCGAUCUCUGUUCUGGACCGACGCCAGACUCGUGCCGCGGGUGUUUCACGGUUAUUUCAACUGGAAACUUCGCAUUUCCCAUAUCCCGAAUGUCAAUGAAGCACGGUCGGUGAAUUUCGAUUCUCAUCUUCGCGAAAACCGUUACGGCUUGCCGAUCGCUUUGUUGCUCGUGCGCGAUUUGUAAUCGACGAAGCUAAGGAGGAUCAAGAAGACAAGGAGAAAUAAACAUGGACUGAUCUCAACGGAUAAACCUCGAGCCUACAGUUGAAAGGUGAACUAGAGGAUCAAGAAUGUGUCUGUACUUGCGGGAACUGCCAUUAAUCUUACCUCACCGAACGAAAGCGAUGCUAGCGUUGUCGCCACGUAGCGCUCGACUUUUGACCUUUGCGCAGUAGGACUCGAGAGGAUCGGAAAAAGAAAAAUCGCGAGCGAAAGUCUCGCCGAGACCGAGUAGACCGUGUAGAGCGGCGUGGACGACGCCGGGUCCGACGCUCGUGUUUCUCGAUCCUCGCUUUCUGUUCGCACGCGACUUUCGAGGUCAUGAAGGUCCGGAGUUAUCCGGGCCGGGCGGUUCUGGAGGAUCCUGAACUCCUCCUGGAUCCGGACGCGACGCGCGGCAGGGCCAUGGAGCUGCUCUACGAGGCCAGCUGGCGCGAGUGCGGGGUCAACUGGACGACCAGCAGCAACGGCGGCAGCAAGAUCUCCGCCAGGCAACAAGACGACGAGCCUUACAGGCGGCCGUACGCCGAUGAAGUGGUGUCGCGAUUCGAGGCCGCGUUGGAGGACCCGAACAACGGGCCGUCCUCGGCAAGAGAGGAAGAUGCGCGAUCCAGGGGAUCCAGCAGCACCGGUACCACAGACAGCGAAUGCCCGGAGGCGAACCGGCCGUCACCCGAGGUCGCCGUCAACGCUCAAGGGGGCUUCCUCAUUCCGCGGCCGAGACUGAUCGUGCCAGUCCAUACCUACGCGAGGAGAAGACGUACCGGCGCGCCGCAACCCAUAAAGAGACGUCAGAUACGCGAAGAGGGUAAGGUCGAGGUGUCGAGGGACGGCAAAUAUCUCAGCACUUUGCAACAUGGUAAAGUGUUGGGUGAACUCGCGAUUCUUUACAAUUGCAAGAGGACAGCAACGAUUACUGCUGCGACUGAUUGCCAAUUAUGGGCCAUCGACCGUCAGUGCUUCCAAACCAUUAUGAUGAGGACCGGCCUCUCGAGACAGGCUGAAUACACGGACUUCUUAAAGAGCGUGCCAAUUUUCAAAAACCUGCCCGAGGAAACUCUAAUCAAAAUUUCGGAUAUUUUAGAAGAGACGUUUUACAACAAUGGGGAUUAUAUAAUAAGACAAGGAGCGAGGGGUGACACGUUCUUCAUCAUCAGUAGAGGACAAGUACGCGUGACAAUAAAACAGCCUGAUACAACGGAAGAGAAAUAUAUUAGAACCUUAAGAAAAGGCGAUUUCUUCGGUGAGAAAGCUUUACAAGGAGAUGAUCUCAGAACUGCUAAUAUUAUCGCUGACAAUCCAGAAGGAGUGAGCUGUUUGGUAAUAGACCGCGAAACGUUUAAUCAAUUAAUCUCAUCCUUGGAUGAAAUCCGAACGCGAUACAGGGACGAGUUGGUGGAACGUAGGAGAUUAAAUGAGGAAUUUCGGGAUGUACGAUUACAAGACCUUCGGACUAUUGCGACUCUCGGCGUGGGUGGUUUCGGAAGAGUUGAAUUAGUCCAAAUUGCCGGAGACAGCACACGAUCCUUUGCUCUGAAGCAAAUGAAGAAGGCACAGAUCGUCGAGACACGACAGCAACAGCACAUUAUGUCAGAAAAGAGGAUCAUGAGCGAAGCGGAUUGCGAUUUUGUAGUAAAGCUUUUCAAAACUUUUAAAGAUAGAAAAUAUCUUUAUAUGCUGAUGGAAGCCUGCUUGGGUGGCGAAUUAUGGACUGUUCUUAGGGACAAGGGAUACUUUGAUGAUGGUACUACACGCUUUUAUACUGCAUGUGUUGUCGAAGCAUUCGAUUAUCUGCACUCCAGAAAUAUCAUCUAUAGAGAUCUUAAACCGGAAAACUUACUUUUGGAUAAUGAAGGAUAUGUUAAACUUGUGGAUUUUGGCUUUGCCAAACGGUUAGAUAACGGAAGGAAAACAUGGACUUUUUGUGGUACACCAGAGUAUGUGGCACCGGAAGUCAUUCUAAAUAAAGGUCACGACAUAAGCGCUGAUUAUUGGUCCCUUGGUGUUCUCAUGUUUGAGUUGCUUACGGGUACGCCUCCUUUUACGGGUGCUGAUCCGAUGAAGACGUAUAAUAUUAUCUUAAAAGGAAUCGACGCUAUAGAAUUUCCUAGAUCUAUUACGCGUAACGCGAUGGCACUCAUCAAAAAACUUUGCAGGGAUAAUCCAGCAGAACGUCUUGGAUAUCAAAGAGGUGGCAUUAGUGAAAUACAGAAGCAUAAAUGGUUCGAUGGUUUUAAUUGGGAAGGUUUAAAAACGAGAACUUUAGAACCCCCGAUACUACCACGAGUUCAAGGCGCUACAGACACUACGAAUUUCGAUGCUUAUCCAGCUGAUUCAGAUCCACCGCCACCCGACGAUAUUUCCGGUUGGGAUAACGAUUUUUAAUGCAAAAAGCAUAAGGGACUUCUAUUUAAUAUUCGCGUUUUUAAUUUAGCAGGAAAUUGUACUAGGACAUAACGCUCUCUCGAUCAUGUGAGAUAAUUGGCGACAUCUGCAUUUAUUUAUACUUUUCUCAUAUCACGUGAUUACAGUCGCAUUUUAUCUUAUAUUUUUAUAUUUUUUGUCAUAUUUCGUAAUAAGUAUAAUCGGGAUUUGUGAAUGAGAAAAAUUGCAUUAUGUUAAAUUUAAAAAUUUUUAUGAAUUCCGGAUGAUCAAAAAUUUAAAAAGCGAAUUUUAUAUUUAUGUCGCGUCUAACGGGUUCUAGAAACAUCUUCUCCAGUGUUAUACAUUAUAAUAGGAUACAUAUGCAAGUGCCAAGUGCCAUUAUUACCUCCAAGAGGUAAACUCAUACAUGUCAUACUUGUGCUCAGAAACGCGGUCACACGCCAGAAACAGUCAGCUCAAGUCCAAGGGACCUCUUGCCAUCCAUUUAACUUGUCAAAAUGUGCAUAUAGCUUGAUCGAUCAGAUGUUAAAUUUUUUAUGGCAAGUUCAUUGUUGUUU
Messenger RNA from Trachymyrmex septentrionalis, 3857 nucleotides. It is a transcript of the gene for, whose product is annotated as cGMP-dependent protein kinase, isozyme 2 forms cD5/T2. Bases 1237 to 3300 code for a protein of 687 amino acids. The transcript has 9 exons. NCBI's taxonomy places the organism in Eukaryota, Metazoa, Arthropoda, Insecta, Hymenoptera, Formicidae. The record is from RefSeq and is a predicted model, not a curated record. Gene Ontology annotation, biological process: protein phosphorylation. Gene Ontology annotation, molecular function: cGMP-dependent protein kinase activity; ATP binding.